Molecule: messenger RNA, 2738 nt
Organism: Cuscuta europaea
Lineage: Eukaryota; Viridiplantae; Streptophyta; Magnoliopsida; Solanales; Convolvulaceae
Source: the annotation of a GenBank genome assembly
UAUUGCACUACCAAACCAGAGCUGUACCUAAUUGUGUGUUAGGUCUAGUAACAACCUUAGCCAUAUUUAGUCUUCUUAUCUUGUCAAAGCUUUAAAGAUUAUCAGUAAGUAGCAGUUUAGUUUAGGUCUACCAACUGGUGGUUACCGAUUCAGACCCCUAACCAUCACCGCCUAAACGGAGAACAACCACCGCCACUUCCCGGGUUUUGCAAAUGUCCCAUUUUGGUGUUUCUUGAAAAAAAAAACAUUUCUUUUAAAAAAAGAAGUUUCUAGGGUGUUUUUGGUCGUGUAGCUUGGACCCCACUUUGGGAAAGCUUGGAAUUAUUGAAAGGGAACCCAAAAUAUGUUUAUUAUUUCAACAGGAAAGGUUGAGGCUGGCUUGUCUUCUGUACUUUCAUGAUUACCAUUCUAUUUUAUUGAAAAUUAUUAUUUCUUGACAAUUACUGUUAUUGUUGCUAGUUUCUUUGGUUGGUGUCAUUGUUCAAUGAUAAGGAGGGUGAGGAUCUUUGGGGGAUAUAUGAGUUCUGUCUCCCUCCACAUGGGAAAUCUUAUCUUUUGAGCCAAUUGAAUUCAAUUUUUUUCGUUCUUUCUUUCUUUUGCUCUCAAUCACUCUCUUUGGCUAUCUCUGUUUCCUCAAUUGUGGGAAACACAGAAAUUCCAGAUUUCUCCGCAGGUUCGUUGGCAUGAUGGGAGCAACCAUGAAGAUAUUUGGUUUAUUUGCUUUACUGAAUGUUAUAUUGCCUAUUGCUUGAAAUCACUACUCAACUUGAAGCUUAGGAAUCUGUCCAAUUGUGGAAAAAAGAUAUGGCAACUUAUUUCUCAGGUUUGGCUGACCAAAGAGAAGAUCUUCCAAUGCCAUUAUUGCCAAAUGAGAAACAUAAUUCCUACCAACCGCCUGGUUUUCCCAGUAACUUGGUCUAUUUGAACCAUCCUUCCACCAUAGCAUCCUACCCGGAAUUAUCCUCCUUGUCUUCUUAUUCCACGAAACCAUUCGAUGCUCAAAGUGUUGAACAAAAUCUUCAUUAUCAAGGAUUAUCCCUUAGUUUGGCAAUGCAAGUGCCAUCUUCGGUCCAAAUCCCUCCAUACCAUGACCCAUAUACAAACUCUGGGUUCUCUUCACUUAUGGCUACCCAAAUUAUGAAUUCGGACCAUGGAUCACAAAAUGAUGAGAAUAAACAUGUGGAAUAUUCAUUUGGCUCAGAGGGAGACAAUCACGAAAGGUCGAUGGAUUUUAGUCAACAUAUAAAUGGUAUUGCAGGGAGUGUUUAUAACUCUAAAUAUCUCAAGGCCACACAGGAGUUGCUUGACGAAGUGGUUAAUGUUCAUAGAGAUAUUCGGAGACCAGAAAAACGUAACCUAAAUUUAUUUGGACAAGACGAAGAGGCUGAUAUGAAAUCAUCACCCAGCUGUUUUGGAGCUGGGAUGAUGUCAUCGGAAGGCCACAGUUCGACUAACACAUCGUCUGGUGGAGAGCUUUCCGCUGCUGAACGGCAUGAUCUUGAUAGCAAGAUCACAAAGUUAUUCUCCCUAUUGGAUGAGGUGGAUAAAAGGUAUAGACAGUAUCACCAGCAGAUGCAGGAUGUGGUGUCCUGCUUUGAAAUGAUUGCCGGACUUAAUUCAGCUAAGCCAUACACGUCACUAGCCCUAAGAACGAUCUCUUGUCAGUUUCGCUGCCUGCGGGAUGCAAUCAAGAGACAGAUUCAAGUCGCACAGAAAAGCUUAGGAGAGGAGCAAGGUGGUGGUGGCAGCCAAGGAGAAAGGUUGCACCGUCUACGUUAUGUGGACCAGAAACUGAGACAGCAAAGGUCACUUCAGCAGUUUGGCGGUGUGAUGAUGAGACAGCCGUGGAGGCCGCAGAGAGGUUUGCCAGAGAAUGCUGUUUCUGUGCUCCGUGCUUGGCUUUUUGAACAUUUCCUCCAUCCGUAUCCGAAAGACUCAGAAAAGAGCAUGCUUGCAAGGCAGACUGGGUUAACCAGAAGCCAGGUUGCAAACUGGUUCAUAAAUGCUCGAGUGCGUCUUUGGAAGCCAAUGAUUGAAGACAUGUACAAAGAGGAGUUUGGCGAUACCGAGGAAGGAGGCUCUACUGCUUCGCCCAAACAGAUAUCAGAAAAGGACAAGUCACUAUCCGAGGAAAGAGACAAUACUUUUGCUGAGCAACACACAGCAUUAUCCAACCAAACUGGUGAUGAAGGUAUUACUCAACCAAACAGUGUUUCCAUGUUUGGGGGCGGCACUCAAGUGUCCCUCGCUCUAGGCUUGAAACAAAAUCAGAACAAUCUAGCUAAACAAUUAAGAGGGGUUAGUGAUAAAGCGGCUUCCUCUACGGACAUUAUGGGAAAAGCAGGAGAUUACUACUAUAUGGACCAACAAGAAAGGUUCGUCAACUCGCAUCUCUUGCCAGAUUUUGUUUUAUGAAGCAAAACAAGAAAAGUUCACCGCAUACAGAUACUACUGGUGUGAAUUCAAUUGUAUUAUAAUUUUUUAUUAUUUUUGCUUCCUGCCUGGCAGCCUGGCAGGUUUUUCUAUGCAUGUAUAUAAACACUGCAUGUGUCCACAUAAUCCGGUUAUUGUGCAAUACACACAGUAAAUGAUAAUACUCGUGAAAGGAUAGCUAGGUUAGUUUUCGUGUGAAUUACAAAUUUGUUAUGUAAAUUGUGUUUGCCAAUAAAAUAAAUGAAUUCUGUAUAAAGAAUUUUGCACAUUCUUGAAAUAGACAUUACUUGAUUACUUUACUCUCA